Messenger RNA from Magnusiomyces paraingens, 624 nucleotides. RefSeq lists its product as uncharacterized. Bases 1 to 624 code for a protein of 207 amino acids. Gene Ontology annotation, cellular component: membrane. Gene Ontology annotation, biological process: mitochondrial respiratory chain complex I assembly. NCBI's taxonomy places the organism in Eukaryota, Fungi, Ascomycota, Dipodascomycetes, Dipodascales, Dipodascaceae. The record is from RefSeq and is a predicted model, not a curated record. The transcript is spliced from 2 exons.
AUGGAACUCAUUAAAGAUAAAGUCCCCCGGUUUACUCAGCUUUACCAUCAAUGGAGGGCCCUUCGUAACGUGCCUUUCCGCAAGAAAUUCUUUAUUGGCUACGAUCUUGAUGGUAACACCUACUGGGAGUUUUUCAACCCCAAUAACCCAUUGAGACCCCGUCGAAUUGUGGAUUAUCGUGAAACCAGAAAGAACUGGGUUGAUUAUAAAAUGCCUCCUCAAUGGAUGCAAUGGCUUCGAUUUGCACGACCAACAUACCCAACCCUUGAAGAAUUGGCUGCUGACAAACAGCGCCAGGAGCUUUUGAAGUACCGUGUAAUGGAAGCUGAACAACGUUGGCAAAGCGUUCCCUUGAAGAAUGACCAGUCUGCUCAAACUUCGUCUUUGGAAAUGUUGCUUAAAAACCACAAACAACAAGAACAAGAACAACCACCGCAAAUCUCUCUAGAUGACCUUCAACAAGAAGCUUCAAAAAGUCAUCAACAACAAGAACCUAUUCAAGAAACUACUAAAGAACCCACACCAAGUCCUCUGGUCAAGGCUGACGAAAAACUUAAACAACAACAAUCAAACCCUUCUGACGUCUUUAAACCUACCGGCUGGACACCGGUAUCUCGACGAUAA